Molecule: messenger RNA, 416 nt
Organism: Etheostoma cragini (Arkansas darter)
Lineage: Eukaryota; Metazoa; Chordata; Actinopteri; Perciformes; Percidae
Product: alpha-1-antitrypsin homolog
Exons: 2
Coding region: 9-368 (119 amino acids)
Biological process (GO): negative regulation of endopeptidase activity
Molecular function (GO): serine-type endopeptidase inhibitor activity
Source: RefSeq, a predicted model, not a curated record
CCACCCCCAUGUGUUUCAGGAGACAUAAUCUAUAUGUUCCCAAGUUCUCCAUCAAGACUUCCUACAAACUGAACGAUGUGCUGUCAGAAAUGGGAAUGACGGACAUGUUUGGUGGUGGGGCAAAUCUGAGAGGCAUUUCAGAGGAGGGCGGACUGGCCGUCUCAAAAGUUCUGCACAAAGCGACGCUAGACGUGGACGAGACCGGCGCCGAAGCUGCAGCCGCCACCGCCGUCCUCAUCGGACGGACGAUUGAAAUCCCGACCGAAGUCUCGGUGCUGAAGUUCAACCGUCCGUUCAUGGUCCUCAUCACUGAACGCAUCACUGAGAAGAUCCUCUUCAUGGGAAAGAUCCUCAACCCGACUGUCUGAUGGUCUCUCGGGGUCCAUCUCAUAUAUAAAGGAGUCAGACAAACCUUU